UUUAUCCGGCUUUGAGACUCCUCGUCGUUGGAGCAACGAUGGCAAGCGCUGCUGCUAAACAAGCGCCUAAAAUUACCCCCAAAACAUCCGCGGGAGGCACCGGGGCAGCGGGGGUUAGCGGUGGGCCCCCAAUAAUGCCCCUCGCCUCGCCGCUCAUGGGGAAAAAGAAGAAGCCGUUCCUGGGGAUGCCCGCUCCGCUGGGCUACGUCCCCGGUCUCGGCAGAGGUGCAACUGGUUUCACCACUCGAUCUGAUAUUGGUCCUGCUCGAGAUGCCAAUGAUCCAGUGGAUGACCGACAUGCACCCCCAGGGAAGAGGACGGUUGGGGACCAAAUGAAGAAGAACCAGGACGAUGAUGAUGAAGAUCUGAACGACACCAACUAUGAUGAGUUUAAUGGAUAUGCAGGUAGCUUGUUUUCCAGCGGGCCCUAUGAGAAAGACGAUGAAGAAGCAGAUGCUAUAUAUGCAGCACUGGACAAGAGGAUGGAUGAAAGACGCAAAGAAAGAAGGGAGCUGAGAGAAAAGGAAGAAAUUGAGAAAUAUCGUAUGGAGCGACCCAAAAUCCAGCAGCAGUUUUCAGAUCUUAAGAGGAAGUUGGCAGAGGUGUCAGAGGAGGAGUGGCUGAGCAUCCCUGAAGUGGGAGAUGCAAGGAACAAGCGCCAAAGGAAUCCACGCUAUGAAAAACUCACGCCUGUCCCUGACAGCUUCUUCUCCAAACACCUGCAGACCGGAGAGAACCACACCACCGUGGACCCUCUGCAAGGGCUGGGAGGUCUGAACACCCCUUACCCAGGAAGUAUGACACCUGGUCUGAUGACGCCAGGAACAGGAGAGCUGGACAUGAGGAAAAUCGGUCAGGCCAGGAACACACUCAUGGAUAUGAGGCUCAGUCAGGUAUCUGACUCAGUGAGCGGACAGACAGUGGUGGAUCCUAAGGGUUACCUGACAGAUCUCAACUCUAUGAUCCCCACACAUGGAGGAGACAUCAGUGAUAUCAAGAAGGCUCGUCUGCUGCUGAAAUCAGUGAGGGAGACCAAUCCCCAUCACCCACCUGCCUGGAUUGCCUCUGCCAGGCUGGAGGAGGUAACUGGCAAACUGCAGGUGGCAAGGAACCUGAUCAUGAAAGGCACCGAGAUGUGUCCUAAGAGCGAGGAUGUAUGGCUGGAGGCAGCUCGACUCCAGCCUGGGGACACAGCCAAGGCCGUGGUAGCCCAGGCUGUCCGCCACCUGCCGCAGUCCGUCCGUAUCUACAUCAGAGCUGCAGAGCUGGAGACAGAUGUCAGGGCCAAGAAACGAGUCCUCAGGAAGGCCCUGGAGAAUGUGUCCAAGUCAGUUCGACUGUGGAAGACAGCUGUUGAGCUGGAAGAGCCAGAGGAUGCCAGGAUCAUGCUUAGCCGAGCUGUGGAGUGUUGCCCUACUAGUGUCGAGCUGUGGCUGGCACUGGCCCGGCUAGAAACGUAUGAGAAUGCUCGUCGUGUCUUGAACAAAGCUCGAGAGAACAUUCCCACUGAUCGUCACAUCUGGAUCACUGCUGCCAAGUUGGAGGAGGCCAAUGGCAACACUCAGAUGGUGGACAAGAUCAUUGACAGAGCCAUCACUUCACUACAUGCCAACGGUGUGGAGAUCAACAGAGAGCAGUGGAUACAGGAUGCAGAGGAGUGUGACAAAGCCGGCAGUGUGGCUACCUGCCAGGCUGUGAUAAGGGCGGUCAUAGGGAUUGGCAUCGAGGAGGAGGACCGUAAACACACCUGGAUGGAGGAUGCAGAGAGUUGUGUGGCCCAUGGAGCGCUGGAGUGUGCCCGGGCCAUCUAUGCCCACGCUCUGCAGGUGUUUCCCAGUAAAAAAAGUGUCUGGCUUAGAGCUGCAUACUUUGAGAAGAACCAUGGAACCAGGGAAUCUUUGGAGGCCCUGCUCCAGAGGGCUGUGGCUCACUGCCCCAAGGCAGAGGUCCUGUGGCUGAUGGGAGCCAAGUCCAAGUGGCUGGCUGAGGAUGUGCCUGCAGCCAGAAGUAUCCUCGCUCUGGCCUUCCAGGCUAACCCAAACAGUGAAGAGAUCUGGCUUGCUGCUGUGAAACUGGAGUCUGAGAAUAAUGAGUAUGAAAGAGCCCGUCGACUGCUGGCCAAGGCCCGCAGCAGUGCCCCAACAGCCAGGGUAUUUAUGAAGUCAGUGAAGUUGGAGUGGGUGUUGGGAAACAUAGAAGCUGCCCAGGAGUUGUGCACCGAGGCCCUGAAACACUAUGAGGACUUCCCAAAACUUUGGAUGAUGAGAGGCCAGAUAGAGGAGCAGUGUGAAAACAUGGACAAGGCAAGAGAGGCCUACAACCAAGGGUUGAAAAAGUGUCCCCACUCGGUGCCCCUGUGGUUGUUGCUGUCUCAUCUUGAAGAGAGAGUGGGGCAGCUGACUAGAGCCAGAGCAAUCCUGGAGAAGGCACGACUCAAGAACCCCCAGAGCCCUGAGCUAUGGUUGGAGUCAGUCAGACUGGAGUUCAGGGCUGGACUGAAGAACAUUGCCAACACACUGAUGGCCAAAGCCCUGCAGGAGUGCCCCAAUUCAGGUAUCCUGUGGGCUGAGGCUGUGUUUUUGGAGGCCAGGCCCCAGAGGAAGACUAAGAGUGUGGAUGCUUUGAAGAAGUGUGAACAUGACCCCCACGUCUUGCUCGGUGUCGCCAAGUUGUUUUGGAGUGAGCGUAAGAUCACCAAAGCCAGAGAGUGGUUCCUCAGGACGGUAAAGAUUGAGCCAGACCUAGGAGAUGCUUGGGCUCUCUUCUACAAGUUUGAGCUGCAACAUGGCACAGAGGAACAGCAGGAAGAGGUGCGAAAGCGCUGUGAGAAUGUGGAGCCCCGCCAUGGAGAGCUGUGGUGUGCCGAGUCCAAACAUGUCCUGAACUGGCAGAAGAAGACAGGAGAGAUCUUAGCACUGGUAGCCAGCAAGAUCAAGAACACAUUCUGAGACUCGGGAAAUCUGGACUGAAAACAACCAGAGGUCUCUUGUCACAAAUCUAGGAGCCAACAGCUAUGGACAUGCUCAAACAUUGUUCUCCGGCUGGACUUGCCCCAUCUCUGGAUCAUAUAAAGUAUUCACACAUACCCCCUUACCUUUUUCAUGGUUUAUUGUUUUACAAACUUAAAUCACAUUUGUUGUAAUUCCCAAUAGAAAACGAUGAUUUAAUGUCAAAGUGAAAACCAAUCUGUACACAUUUGUAUUGAACUACCAAUAUAAAACUAAAAAUCACUCAUUGCCCACUUCAAUUGAAUAUGUAGUAGCAACAUGUUUGGCAGCAAUUAAAACACUGGGUUUUGUGGACUGGGUUAGGACUCAGCUACUUCAGAGCAUUCAUAAAGGGGGUUAACAGUUACUGGCAAUCAUUUAUUUUGUUUUAAUUUUUUAAGAAAUUUUGGAUGAAUUUGUUUAUCUGUUUUCACUUUUAUAUUAGUCUGUUUUUCUGCUGAUUGGUGUCACAAAUUCAAUUUUCAGUCACUGUGGUUGUGUGAAAAAUGUAAAAGAAUAAACAUGAAAAAGCAGAAAUACUUUCAGUAGUCACUGUAAGAGAGACAUAUACCAAACACACAAUGUGAUUCCACAUUUAACAGUAUGUUUGGGCAGGCCCAUUUCGGUAUCUAAUGAUCAGUUGUUAGCACCUCUGCCAAGGAAGUUGUGUCUUUACCUGUAACUGUUUAUUUGUGAACAGGAAUGCGCAAAAAGUACUGAACCAUUUGCAGCAAACUUGGUGUAGGGAUGGGGUGGGGGCCAGGGAAGAACCCAUUACAUUUUGGUUCGGAUCGGGUUACAGAGGUACAUCUAGGAUUUAUUUUUUAUUUUCACUCUCCUUAACACUUCCAGAUAGGGCAGGGAGGUAUGCGCUCUACUGAGUGCCAGUCUAGUUGUCUAAAUCUGUGUUUGUUAUAAAAACAAACAAACUCAAAACAUCUUAUUUGAGAGGAAUUUUAUUUUUGUGUCUUGUCCAUGUGGAUAUGUAAGAGGUGCAGAUUUGGCUCUGUUCAACAAAAUGUGACUGUGUAUGUAAACUCUGUCAGGGACAAAUACGCGUUGUAGUAGUAAUGACCUUGUUUUUUUUUUUUUUAAACAGCUUGCUUGAAUUGUAUUUCAAAACACUUGGCAGGAAUCCAAUAA
This is a messenger RNA of Xiphias gladius (swordfish), 4130 nucleotides long. RefSeq names its product PRP6 pre-mRNA processing factor 6 homolog (S. cerevisiae) (gene prpf6). Gene Ontology annotation, molecular function: protein binding. The transcript is spliced from 21 exons. NCBI's taxonomy places the organism in Eukaryota, Metazoa, Chordata, Actinopteri, Istiophoriformes, Xiphiidae. The record is from RefSeq and is a predicted model, not a curated record. Bases 39 to 2948 code for a protein of 969 amino acids. Gene Ontology annotation, cellular component: catalytic step 2 spliceosome; U4/U6 x U5 tri-snRNP complex. Gene Ontology annotation, biological process: spliceosomal tri-snRNP complex assembly; mRNA splicing, via spliceosome.